AUGAGAAUGACACAGGGCCUAGUUUACCUGCUGUGUUGUGUUGUGUUAGCUGCUCACACUGCGGCACAAAAUACGAAUGCCUGCUACAGCAACGAAACAAACUGCCUCUCUGAAUUUAGGCAACUCCUGCGUGAUACUGAUAGGUUUUGGUUUGGAUCCUCAUUUGAAAGAAAUUGUCCCCCAAGUCUCCAGAACUCCAUGGAAUGCUCUAAUCCAAACACAACCCAGAAGUCGAUCUUGUCAAGGUUACUGGGGCUCAACGACACGGACCCGACAGUGAUGGAGAUCGCCCACAAUAUUUCUUUAGCCAACAUUACAUACACGGUCCCUGCAGGAAAUUACACAGCCUGCGGACAAGACUACGAUGUUCCAGCACUCAAUGGUCAUCUCGUCGACCCUCUAAUUGUUACUCGAGCCAGCCUGUGGUCACUUAGUUUCAGACCCGGUGUCACUUGGACCCCCAAGACGCAGGACAACCUUGCAAUUCUGGUUAUCUGGGACCCAGGCAACUUCUUUAACCAUGGGCUGUACAUCAACUGUGUGAAUGGCUCCAUAGACACAGGGGAGGUUGUGACGCCCUAUCUGGGACCCCUGAACCCACUCCUUAGAGUCAACACCUACAUAUUCGCUGUCUAUGAACAAACGAACCGCAUUGACAUCAAUGCUGCCAGGAGGUUCAUUCCGAGUCGAGGUUCAUGGCAGCCUGCCACGUUUAUUGCCAACUUUACAUCUCCGAACAACAGCUAUCCCACCCAUGCUGGGGUCUUGACAAUUUUGGCGGACCCAUACUCGAUACAGAAGAUCUAUGAUCGAUUCUACCUUGCUAACAACUGCCCCCGUCUGGUCUCACAGCUCGAUGCAUUCCACACUGUGAUUAGAGUCAGCAACCUGACAGUUCCUUGGAGCGACAACACAACGACCACGUCCUUGUACAACAACGGCACUUAUCUGACUAGCCUUACCACAAACAUCGAAGUCCGAUACUCCGCCGAUGACUUCAGUGUGGAAUCCUGCUGUUCCAACUACUCCCUGACGCGUGGGUCAACCCUUGUCAACCCGUUUAGCAGCCGUACUCUCAGACCUGGCAAUGUCAGGGUCAAACCGGUGGUUCAGUUGACGCCCAUGAAAAUUGGAACGUCGGAGGGAAUAGCAGGUGAUACAUACACGCUGUUUUUGGUAGACGUGGCUGCAGCCUUGGCCCCAGGAGCCCUGAAUCCCGUUUAUGUCACUCACUGGCUCGUUACCAAUAUCAGAAAUGCAGACGUCGUGAGAGGAGAUGAGGUGGCCCCUUACUUUGGCCCUAAUCCUUUCAGUCCCAACGAAAGUCGUCCCUACAUGUUUCUGCUGUUCCGGCAACCAGUGCCGAUGCUCAACAACACAGUCUUCUCCACGUUUUGCCCUAAUGGAACCCUGAGGUGUCGUACACAGCUGAAGCCUGUUCUUGAUGCCUGGAACCUGACAGAACUUGUUGGAGUCACCUGGUUCUUAGCUGAACAAGAUGCUUUCGCUAGAUAUCGACUCUACAGCCUCCUGAAUGUGGCCAAGGAUACCGCUUGCAAGGGUGUGCCCGGAUAUGCGGAUCCCUGCCCUCAAACCUGCCCAGGAAAAUCCAACAACGGAGCAUCCCAUAGGACGGGCUAUUUCUUCACUGUAUUCUUAUUUUUUGGACUUGUGAUUUAUUAUUAUAUUCUUAUUUAA
Molecule: messenger RNA, 1698 nt
Organism: Candidula unifasciata
Lineage: Eukaryota; Metazoa; Mollusca; Gastropoda; Stylommatophora; Geomitridae
Source: the annotation of a GenBank genome assembly